AUGUGUCUUUUAUGUCAAGUAACUUUGUCACAGUUCAAGGCCAGUAAUCUAAAACGCCAUCAUGACAGUAACCACAGUGGUUUUAAUAAAGAUUUUCCUGUUGGCUCUCAGUUAAGGAAAACCAAACUGAAAUCACUCAAAGAAAAACUUCAUGGCCACAGUAGAGUUAUGUCAAUGUUUACCAAGGAAGCAGAUUUAACAAAUGAAGCUGGCUUCAUCUUGGCAUUUAAUAUUGCAAAAGCAAAAAAGCCUUACACAGAGGGGGAGUUUAUUAAGCAAAACAUGGCUCAAGUUAUUUCUGUUUUAGAACCGGAAAAUAAAAAACUGCAGAAAUUAAUAAACGAAAUGCCUGUUGCUAGCGCACAAUAG
Messenger RNA from Sipha flava (yellow sugarcane aphid), 369 nucleotides. RefSeq lists its product as uncharacterized. The transcript has a single exon. NCBI's taxonomy places the organism in Eukaryota, Metazoa, Arthropoda, Insecta, Hemiptera, Aphididae. Bases 1 to 369 code for a protein of 122 amino acids. The record is from RefSeq and is a predicted model, not a curated record.